AUGGCAGGACGUCUGCCGUCUGCUUUUCGGAAGAGCGUCGCCCCGUCUUCGCAGCUAUCGGAUCAGCCCGUCCGUGUGCAAUUCCCGACCUUCCUCUUCUCAUUCUGCCCGCAUUUGGCUGCUGUGAACGCGUUUGGAAGGAAAAAGCUGCGUGCGAAGCCGCUUAGACAUUAG
This is a messenger RNA of Peronospora matthiolae, 174 nucleotides long. NCBI's taxonomy places the organism in Eukaryota, Oomycota, Peronosporomycetes, Peronosporales, Peronosporaceae. The record is from the annotation of a GenBank genome assembly.